AUGUCUCCCCGGCGGGGAGGGGGCUGCCUGGGAGACGCGCUGAGCGGCACCCCCCGUAGGCCCAUCGGCCGCAGCAGCAGCAGCAGCGCCCAGCCCGUCGCCCCGCAGCCUUAUCCCGCGGCGGCGGCGGCCUGGAGGAGCAGCGCACCCGCCGCCGCUCCCGGAGCCUCACAGCCGCCGCCGCCACUCGGCGCCGGAGGAGAGGGCAGCGGGCGUCCCCCGGGAAAGAUGAAGGCGGAGGCGGGUGACCACUCCAUGAUCAACCUGUCGGUGCAGCAGGUCCUGAGCCUCUGGGCUCACGGGACGGUGCUGAGAAGCCUCACGGAGAUGUGGUAUUGGAUCUUUCUCUGGGCUCUCUUCUCCUCUCUGUUUGUCCAUGGUGCUGCAGGAGUGUUGAUGUUUGUGAUGCUGCAGAGGCAUAGGCAGGGGAGAGUAAUCUCUGUCAUUGCAGUCAGCAUUGGAUUUCUGGCUUCUGUAACUGGAGCAAUGAUUACUAGUGCGGCAGUAGCAGGCAUUUACAGAGUGGCAGGGAAGAACAUGGCCCCCUUGGAAGCGCUGGUGUGGGGUGUUGGACAGACGGUACUGACAUUGAUCAUCUCCUUUUCAAGGAUCCUCGCCACGCUUUGAGGUUUCUGUAGAAAUGACUUACUUCACAUAAAGAAACAGAUGUACAGAUUCUCUGAGAAUGGCACUGUUAGCAAGUGGAAAUGAAAUCAGAGAAGAAUCUUGGAAGGAGCAGGUCGGAAAGUAAGGCCUUGAGCUGUGUGGAAAGAUUGCCCUCUGGUGUUCAAGUGAUUGCACUACCGCACUGCACCUUACGUGCCUCCAUCCCAGGCAAGGCGAAUUACACUGAGAAGCUACAAGAAAAAGCACCUUGUUUAGCUGCCAAUCAGGUUAACAUUGGUGUUGAAUCAUCAUUUUUAACAGUGUUGUGUUUAAGUUACAGGGACAUUUUGAAGAAUUGAUGUAUGUGCCAAACUCUUUUUUUAUACAUUGAUCGUGUGACAAUUUGCAAGUGUAGAUGUAGAUGAGUGCUGUGAACAUGUUUGACAUGAAUUCAGGUAAUAUAGUGAGAUUUUUGUUCUGUAAUCUAAGUCCUGUAUGAGUGCUGAAUACUGAAUCAUUUACUAUGAGAUAAAUUAUUUGAUUUUCAUUGUUGAACGUUUCUGGGAUUUAGGGCUUAAUAUGUUUAGGCAUUAUUGUUAUUUAAUUUAUGUGGAAAAUAACACUUAAUGGAAAACUAGCUGAACUCUUUUAAGGACUCACAGUAGAUUUAUAGGGUGCAUCCUUUUCACUCACUUAAAUAACAGUCUUUUAAUAGUUUCCCUCAUAUAUAAAUGUUCUGUUGAUAUAAAUUUAAAACCUUUAUGGGUAACAUAUACUGAUUGUGCUUGUGCGUCAUAAAAAUAUAAUUUGAAAAUUUCUUAUAAAUUUUGUUAGAAGUCUGAAAUGCAUGUUUUUGACCCUUCUAAAGAAAGUUUUUGCCUUGUAUUUCGUGGAGAAAACAUCUUUAUAAUUAGUAUCUCAGUGGGAUUAUAUUACUUGUUGCAUAUGUCUUGAUUUUUGACAAAAUGUAAACAAUCUUUCAUUCUGGAGUAUUAACUGUAUUUAAGAGUGGCCUAAAUUAGGCUGUGAAAACACAAAGCCUCAUUUGUAGAUAAGUAACAGUAAGUUAUAUAGGAAGAUUAAUAAACCAUCUUACUUUGGAUAUGUGGUAACACACCUUCACUAAGAAUUGGAGAAUUUAGUAAAUAAUUUGAAAAUUUGGCAGUUAUUCUCAGUGUAUCAAACAGUACUGAAAUAUAUUUGAAUAUUUCAUUUUAGUUGUUCUCGAUUUAUGCUGUUAUUUAAAUAUAUUAGAAUGUCAUGACAUUUGUUAGAAACGAAAAAGCCCUUAGUAUAAAAUAUUUUAAGAAGUUUUGGCAACCUAUCCUUUUUUUUAAGAGUACAGGAAGUAAGGAAAAGAGAACCUGGUUUAACUUCUACUGACUUUUUUUAGUACCAAGUACAAUUAAAAUCUUCUAACUCAAAGGAGUAGCCGUUGCAGAGAAUAUGAGUUAAGGACAAUCCAAAAAAAUAAUCUGCACACUCUAGCCUUGCUGUUUUAUAACCUGAUAUGGUAAAAAGUAGAUUUCUAUUGGGUCCCAUUCAAAUUUAAGGCCUUUGUUACCCACACCACUUUUUUCUUUACCAAAUAAAACAAACAAACAAAAAAACCAGAAAAACCAACAACUUAACAGUGAAGAAUUGCUGGGGGCAGAGGGGAGGUACUUUCAUCAGUAGGGAAGCUAAUUUGGGGGAUUUUCUAAUGCUGUGACUUAGAAAUUUGGUUAAAAAAACAAUUAGCAGCUAUGCAUUCAUAGAGAUCUUUGAUCUUAAAACUGAUUUUAAAUUAUGUACAACCCUGAAAUUACUUUCAUGUGUUCUUUAUAUUUUUGAUGUUUUCCAAACUAAAUUUAGGCAUACAUUUUCCAAAUCAAUUUUAUUUCUCCUUUUCUGUUAGACUUGAAUUCAGUGUUCUUUUUUUACUUUGGCUAUUCUGUCAAUAAUUUAAAGUGUUUGUGUUCUUUGAGAGGAAUUGCCAAUAACAUAUUGGAGAUGUACAAGAUGAAUAUUUAACAUAUGGUUAUGUUAUGAUUUAAGAAAGUUGUCUUGGUGAGGUAACGUGGAGCAUGUGGUUCAGAAUCCAGAAUCAGCCAGAAAAUAACUUGGGCACGUAAACGUACGAAUGCACGGACCAAAGAGACUUAAACUCCUGUUUUUACUCUAAAAUGGAAAUAUAAUCGGAUGGUUAGUAGUUAAUUUGUAGAAUGUCCUAAUCUCAUUAUCAAGUUGCUUUACAUGAUGAGUUGUGUGUGUAUGUGUAUUUUUAACCUGCGGGGGUGAUUUUUUGGUUUCUUUGCUGUUUGCAGCUAUUUCCAUUGGGAUUUUGUGUAACUAUCACUUUUGAUGUUUUGAAAAACAGUUGAAUAGUGUGAAUUGAAGGCAUUAUCUUAAUAGCUAUUUCUAUGCUGAGAUUUUUUUAAGUUAGUGGUUUUCUUAUAGAGACCUGAGCGUUUAAUGAUAUAUAUUUACACACACAUAAAUCAUUAUAUACGUAUAUAUAAAGCUGCUAUGCGAAUACAGUUGAAUUGGAAAGCUUUUGUUUGGUGAACAUGUUCAUGUUCUAAUGAAGAAUUUGUUCAGUUGAAUGAUCUCUUAAAUAGGUAUGAGGAUGUUUGAGAUUUUUUAAUUUGGGAAGUUAGUAGUGUGGGAGACACUUGUUUUUGAUAUGACAAAAACCCUUAUUGAUGUAUUUGUGUUACAUCUUAAAAAUGUGUCUGAUUUUUUGUGUGUGAUAAAUGCAGGAAGGACAGGGGAAAUCCUCUGUAGUUUACACUUCUUUAUUUUCAAAUAAUGUUUAGUAAAAUAUUGGUGAUAGUGAAAUCAAUUCCCCAAAGAAGAGACUCCUAUAUGCCCAAACUAAUUAUUUUUUAACAUACUGGUUAGAAAUAACUAUAGACCAGAGUUUAGUCAGGGGGCCUUAUCUAACCACAAAUGAUGCUUAAAACCUUUAAAUGAAGAAGGUGCAAGUAAUCGCCCCCAUGGGAUGAUUCCCUUGGCUGUCUAGAAUAAGGAAAGUCCUAAGUGAUGGCUGUAUUCAGUGCUUGCAGCUUCAUUAUUCUUAUUUUAUAUCUUAAUGUUUACCAAACAGUGUUACAGUUUGUUACCCAAUGUACUGUCUUAGUAUUUGCGGCAUUUAGUAUAUCCACUGCCCUAAAAAGUGUCAGGAUUUCAUUUGGACUUUAAGUGAGAAAUAAAGAAAUGAGCUGCCUUGUAUAUCAUGUAUCUGUGACAUAAUGAACAGGGGUAAUUUAAAAUCGAAGAACAUACUGGAAAAGUCUCUUGAGUACUUGAAUUAAGAUGAAGAGUGUGGGGUUGACAAGUUAAUAUGCACAAGCUGACACAGACCGACAAAUUCAAUUUUGAAAAUACUUUCAAUCUACUAAGUACAAAGGGCGAUACUGAGCGUUUUCUAUAGCAAGUACAAGGAUGGCUAAGAAAGGAUUUUGGCCCUGAGUUCACCAAGAGCCAGCAAGGUGGUUUCAAAUCCUGAAAAGAUUGGGACAUUUUGCUUCCUAAUUCUACUUAAGAGUUCAAGUCCUUUCCCCCUGAAUUCUGGUAUUCCCAAUCCACCCACCAAAUGGAGUUUCAGUAAUGGGGAGCGUGUUGCUGUGGCAAUGUGAGGAGAACACUAGAAUCGAAACCAAAGAUGCAAAUUUGAAUCCAGGCCCUGUUACUUGUUGACUUUUGUUUGUGAAUGGCACACUAGUGAAUGUUUGACAGUAAGUAACUGAUAGUCAGUAGAAAUUUUUUUAAUUACAUUUUGCAAUAGUAAUUAAAUGUUUUGAAAAAUUCAUCUAUUUUCUUUUAUUUCUACACUUUCCCUAUAUAUAUUUUAAGAAGGAAAAAUUAAAAUUAUUUCCCUUAUAAUCUUGCUUCCUUUACCUCCUCUUUAUUUUUCAAAUCAGCAAGUGCUUUUAUCUAAGAGCAUUUUUAGGAGUUGGUGGUGGUGGAAAUAGCCAGAGCAAGCAGGAUGAAAUGACAGGUUAAAGUAGUGAAAGGGAAGAGGCAGCCAGUAUUUACUCUUUUAUCUUACCCUGCUUCUUCCUUUGGAUUCAUUCAGCGAACAUUCACUGAAUCUCUACUACUUGCAGCCUACUGCCUUGUUUAAGGGAUGGAGAAGUGUCUCCUCUGCUGUUCACCCCCUCGCGCAUCCUGGGCGUAGUGUACAUUCUGCACGGAAAGGGAGCUGGGCUUCAGUGUCUGCUGAGUCCUUCACUCUGUGGCCCACGGUGCUUAAGAUCUGGUUGUUGUUUGUUUCCUUGUAUUUUUGCACUUAAAAAUACUGUUAUUUUUCAUUUAUGUCCUUUUUGUGAUUCAACAAGUAACUAUUGCAAUUUUUUUCUCUCAGAAAACUUUAAUGGGAAUCUCUCCAAGGAGUCGUUACUUGUUUGUAAGGUGUGGAGAGUGGAAAGUCACUGAUGGAACUCUAGUGGGCCUAGAUUGCAGAGAAGUUUGGCAACACUUGAGUAGCUGGGUAGAUUUUGUUCUUUCUUUUAAUAAUCAGAGUACGAAUCUCACUGAUUAAAAUUGACUAGUCAUCAGCGUGGUCUCAUAAUUUCUCUUAACUCACAGGUGGCAAACACAAGGCCCAUGGGCCGAAUCCAGCCCUGCACCUUGUUUUAUCUGGCUGGCACCUUGUUUCUACCCGGUGGCAGUGCCAAGCUCCCACUUAACUGUUAAGGAGUAGUCACAUUUAUACAGUCCUAAAAUUACAUUCAGCCCUUAGUGGGCAACAGCGAGGCUGAUGUGGCCCCUGGUGAAAAUGAGUCUGACACCCUUGCUAACUGUUGGUACUUUUCAUAACAUCUGAGGGGUAAACUCUCCAGGAUAAAAAGGACAUUAUUUGAUUAAAAGUGAUAAAAAUUUUCAAAAGUGGUAGUAUUUUGUAGCAGAGGGAAGCUUAAAGAUGGGGAUGCACGUUGGAGGGUAACACACGAAACACAGGUGUCCCUGAGGAAGUGCCCCGCAUUAUGUGGGCAGUUUCCCCCCUCGCAUGAAGGAUACAAACCACAUCAUAUGAGUAUGCGGACUGUGUGAGUCCAAAGUGCUGUUUCUUUCUCUGAGCCAACUUUCCACAAAGCAUUUUGAAAUCAUUAUUCCUUCUUUUCUGUGUGUGGUGGUGGUAGGUUUGCCCUUCUAAGUUAAGGAUCGCUGUUCAGUGUAGGCAAUACAAUGUUUUUGAGCAUAGUGCUGAAUCAGUUAUCUAAAAAUGCAUCCCAAUUUGUUUGGAGGAAGUAGUGCUUAACAUAUACAGUAUUUUCAGUAAAUGUGGAAAUGUAUCAGUUAAUACUUUAUUAAGUUACUGGACACACCCAGAUUUCUGACUGAACUGAACUGUAAACUCUAACCAUCUCGUCCCUGCAUUUAGAAGACUCAUUUGCACAUGUUUUGCAUUCAUUGCACAUACAUUGAAGUCAUUUUUAAUAACCUUUUCUUGAUUUUAAGAACUACUUUAGCGAUUUCUUAAAAAUCGCCCUCCCCUUUCCAUACAUAUGUCAUAUGUUAUGGUUUAAAUGUAUGUACAACUUGUUCAUAGAGUCAGAAGGGCUGGUUUUGAAGAGAAUGUGCUUAACGCCUUAUGGUUAUGCAGCUAUAACCUUACUGAAAAAUAGAUACUAUAGGCAAGUGAAGAGAGCAUGAACCUCCUACAUAGUUUUUUAGACCCCAUACUGCACCCAUCCAUAGGUAGCCCCCUCUGCUGGAAACACGACUGCCCCCCUUCGGAGGGUGCACUGAGAUACGUAGCCGAAACUGGAAAGUGGGGUAGCGUAAACAUACAGAAAGAGGAACUGUAAUGCAUAGUUACUAUAAGAGUAACCCUGUUCUCCUAAAUAUCUUAUGCACUGGCAAUUUCUAAGGAGCAUUACUUUUUUAGAGCCCUGUAUAAGUGAAUGGUAACUCGAUGGUAUUACAAAUGAGAAAGGUUUCCUUUGUUUUCAAGUUAGUGUGUUUGCACAUCCUUGCUAAGUAUCUCUGGAAAGGAACAUUUUAAAGUUUUCUCCACAGAAAGCAAAAUAGAAGCACCUGUUUAAAAAGUAAACCAUAAAAAUUGUUCACUUCCAAUAAUGGGUGAGUUGGUAGUCUAAGUAUUGAUACUUUCUUAGUAUUUGUGAUAUCGGAUACAUUUAUGAUGGAGGAAUCUUAAAAAAUUUUGGUGCUCUGCACACACCUGAGCCCUGCACAUUUAGAUGAACAUGUGAAAUCCUCAGUGUUUUUCCACAAUAGCCACACAACUUGAUAAAACUCUACCAUAAAGUGUUAACUCCUGACUCCAGCCAUUCUGUGAUGAGGGAAUCAAUUUUAUUUUGAAGUUAACCAACUAAAAUGUAUUGGUUUAAAUAGCAAAAAAUAUACUUCACCUGAUAGAAAUUCAAAGAGUUACUUUCAAACUGUGUUAACUCUCAGACCACUGAUGAAUCAUUUAGUAACCUGUUUUUAAAAACUUAAUGAUGUCUCAGUACCUCGGAAGUUAAGAUAUUUUUCCAAAGUGAACCUGGUAAGAUUCAGGAUUGGCCUGUUAAUGAGGAUUCAGAGUUAAGGAACUGUGCAAGUGAAAUAACUUCUUAUGGUUUAAUAAAGAUCAGUUACUUUGCCAUUGGCAAUGACAGAUGACAACUACUUUCAUGUGGUGUUUGUCUUCUUUUCUCUGUUUUUUAAGCAAUUUUGAAAUGGGGAAAAUGAAAUCUAAACAAUUAAAAGUGGGAUUUUAAAAUUUAAUUUUGUUGUGAACUAGAGAAGCUAGUAAAAACAGCAUUAGUUUUGUAUUGUAGUAAAAGGGCAGACACUUUAUGUAACCUUUAGAGAUAUGUUUACCAUCAGGGACUUAUUUUUGCUAUCAAACUACUUAAUGUACUGUGAAGCUUAGCGACCGGAGGGGUAAGUGUCGGCGGGUCUGCGUGCAGCCGCGGAGGUGGGUGUGGCCACGGCCCACGGUAGGUGAGCACAGCUUCCCUUCUGUUAAGACUAUAAACUACACUGUAUGAAAAUAUGUACUGCAUGUUUACAUAAUACAGUUUAAUUUUGAAGGUUUAUUUUUUAAAAACUAUGUUUAUGUAUAAUACCUAACAAGCUGUAAAUAUUGUAUAUACUAUUGAUUUUUAAUUUUAUAUAAGCAAUUUUUUAAUUUCCCAAUUCAUGUACAAAUCUCAUUGUAUAUAUAGCAUAAUUUCCUGGAUAACUCAGAUUUUGCAGUGAAUUUUAAUUAUUUUAACUGUGGUAAGCAUCAGGUUAGCCUUAGAGAUGUUAAUCUUUGUUUUAAAUUAUUUUUACCACUCAUCUUUUCAAAGGGCAGCAAUAAACAUAUGCAGGUCACUUUUGAUUAUAAAAAGUUGGUCUGUAAAGACAAGCUCUAGGUUCCAAUUCAUUGCUUAAAAAAAGAUGCACAAUUACUAUCAUCCACUGUCUAAUCAACAGGACCAUUUCUGAGGUCCGUAGGUGGUGUCCUCGUAACAUACAGGGUGAUUCUGCUGAUACAUACACAACUGUUAAGAGUGAAUCCAGCACUUAAAUGUCAUAACACAGAAUUUAACAGAUUAAAAUUUGUAAUAUACAGUAUUUUAAUAAAGUUUCUGUAUUCAAUUUCAUGCGCUUAUGUAUAAAUAAACCGGUCUUUAAAAGUUUUAUGGGCUGUUUGAUUCUCGAUGACAUACCUUUUCAAUUCAUUCUUUGUGAACUGAAAUGCUUUCUC
This is a messenger RNA of Artibeus jamaicensis (Jamaican fruit-eating bat), 8293 nucleotides long. It is a transcript of the gene TMEM170B, whose product is annotated as transmembrane protein 170B. The record is from RefSeq and is a predicted model, not a curated record. NCBI's taxonomy places the organism in Eukaryota, Metazoa, Chordata, Mammalia, Chiroptera, Phyllostomidae. Gene Ontology annotation, biological process: negative regulation of canonical Wnt signaling pathway. The coding region runs from base 1 to 627 and encodes 208 amino acids. The transcript is spliced from 3 exons. Gene Ontology annotation, cellular component: plasma membrane.